AUGCAGCUGCUCAAGUGGUCAUCGAGAGCAACUGAGGCCUCGCGCGGGGCUUGCGCUGCGGAAGAUGCCGCUGGGGACGGCGCCGUGGACGGGCCUGAAGGGCCCCUGUCCCUCGGCGAGUCCGUCUGCUACCUCUUCACGCUUACGCUGAUAUGUUGCUACGACGCGGUCGCUCGGCUGGUAUCCUCGCCUUUCAAGUGGCUGAACGAGCGAAUCGUGUCCUACGACAUCGACCGCCCUGACGCGAUCGUGGACUUCAUCCGCUUCAUCCUCAUGGAGGAAGGCCUCGAGGAUGCGUCAACGGCGAGUGCCUUGCCGGCUCCCGGCGUGCGCCGAAAGCGCGAACAAAGCUCGGCGUCUUCGUCCUCGCCACCAACGGGCUGGCCGCUGCUGCUCUCCAGGCUCCUCGACCGCAAUCCCACCCAGCAAGUCGCUCUGUCGGUUCUCGUCUUCCUCUUCAUCUCGGCAGUCUCGAUCUUCGGGGUCAAGAUGUGCGUGGGCAUCAUCGUUGACGCGUCCCGGAGGAAGAAGGCUCGCAUGGAGAUGGAAGGAAGUCUGCUCAGCGCGACGGUACACAAGUGGAUUGAAAUUCAGGAGCUCCCUCUUCAACUCGGCGCUCCAGCACGGCGACACCAUGCCAGACUUCACCGGGUCGACAGCAAACGGCUCGCGAUGGCAAGGAAGAAAGCUGCUGCACUGAUAACAAGCGGAUGCUUCAGAAUGGCCGUUGCCGUCCAUACGUGCCUGUGCUGUCUCCUUCUUUUCUUCUACGGCCCGUGGUACGACAUGACACUCGGGCCCCAUCGGCAGGGCCGACGACUUGAGCUCCACAUCGCCAUUGUGUGUCUUUCUGCUUUCUUUUUCAUCGAAAUCGGUACGAGAAUCUUUGCUCGCGGCCGUCUGUUUUUUCGCGAGGCGUUGGACAUCCUCGACGUUGUUCUUUGCUGCCUGCUCGCUGGGACCUUUGGCGCUGGCGUCGUUUUGUGGAUGGGGUGGGUCUGGCGCGUGGACGCACUGACCUCCUGGCUCCUAAGUUUACGCCUCUUCCGGAUCGCGCGCUUCCUAUACCGCCAGAUGCCCUUUUUCCAGACGUUGUUUACAACGAUCUCGCGAGUUAUGAAGAGCUUCCUCAGCGUGCUUACGCUUCUGGGCCUCUCGAUUUUCUUCUUCGCCAUCUGGGGGGUCGUCCUCUUCAGCGGCGCCCAGUAG
Besnoitia besnoiti is the source of this 1209-nucleotide messenger RNA. RefSeq names its product transporter, cation channel family protein. The record is from RefSeq and is a predicted model, not a curated record. Bases 1 to 1209 code for a protein of 402 amino acids. Lineage: Eukaryota; Apicomplexa; Conoidasida; Eucoccidiorida; Sarcocystidae. Gene Ontology annotation, cellular component: plasma membrane; voltage-gated sodium channel complex. Gene Ontology annotation, molecular function: voltage-gated sodium channel activity. Gene Ontology annotation, biological process: transmembrane transport; monoatomic ion transport. The transcript is spliced from 3 exons.